AGCGGGGCCGAGCAGCCCCGGCGGUGCCGCUGGCGGCCGGGCCGGGCGGGGCUGCGCAGGUGGAGCGGCCCCACAUCCAUGGAGCGGCCGAAGAUGGCGGAGCUGGAGAGCCUGGAGACGGCGGCGGAGCACGAGCGGAUCCUGCGCGAGAUCGAGAGCACCGACACGGCCUGCAUCGGCCCCACGCUCAGGUCCGUGUACGAUGGCGAGGAGCACGGGCGCUUCAUGGAGAAGCUGGAGGCGCGGAUCCGCAACCACGACCGCGAGAUCGAGAAGAUGUGCAACUUCCACUACCAGGGCUUCGUGGAUUCCAUCACCGAGCUGCUCAAGGUCCGGGGCGAGGCCCAGAAGCUCAAGAACCAAGUGACAGACACCAACCGGAAGCUGCAGAACGAAGGGAAAGAACUGAUCCUGGCCAUGGAGGAGCUGAGGCAGUGCCGGCUGCAGCAGAGGAACAUCUCGGCCACGGUGGAUAAACUCACCCUGUGUCUCCCUGUGCUGGAGAUGUACAGCAAGCUGCGGGAGCAGAUGAAAUCCAAGAGGCACUACCCGGCCCUGAAGACCCUGGAGCACCUGGAGCACACCUUCCUGCCCCAGGUGAGCCACUACCGCUUCUGCAAGGUGAUGGUGGACAACAUCCCGCGGCUGCGCGAGGAGAUCAAGGAGCUCUCCAUGUCCGACCUCAAGGACUUCCUGGAGAGCAUCCGCAAGCACUCGGACAAGAUCGGAGAGACCGCCAUGAAACAGGAUUGCAGAUUCAAUCAGUGGAAAAUAAUUGCCAGGAUAUUCUUCAGUCUCCUGCUCUCUCCAAAUGUUCAGGCACAGCAGCAGAGGAACCUGGACAACAUCGUGUCCCAGCAGCCCAGGAUUAGCGGGGGGAAGAAAUCCAAGAAGGAGUUCAGUGCCAGCUCCGAGCUGGAGGUGAAGAACACCAGCCCCAUGUCGGAGCAGGAUUCUGGGAUCCUGGAUGUGGAGGAUGAGGAUGAGGAGGAAGAGGUGCCUGGAGCCCAGGAUUUGGUGGAUUUCUCCCCGGUCUACCGAUGCCUCCACAUCUACUCCGUCCUGGGAGCCCGGGAGACCUUUGAGAGCUACUACAGGAAGCAGAGGAGAAAACAAGCGCGGCUGGUGCUGCAGCCUCCCUCCAACAUGCACGAAACUUUAGAUGGCUACAGGAAGUAUUUCAAUCAAAUUGUAGGGUUUUUUGUGGUGGAGGAUCACAUCCUGCACACCACGCAGGGCCUGGUCAACCGCGCCUACAUUGAUGAGCUGUGGGAGAUGGCCCUGUCCAAAACCAUCGCGGCCCUCAGGACCCACUCCUCCUACUGCUCCGACCCCAGCCUGGUGUUGGACCUGAAGAACCUCAUUGUGCUCUUCGCCGACACGCUCCAGGGCUACGGCUUCCCCGUGAACCAGCUCUUCGACAUGCUGCUGGAGAUCCAGGACCAGUACAGCGAGACCCUGCUGAAGAAAUGGGCAGGGGUCUUCAGAAAUAUCCUUGACUCAGAUAACUACAGCCCCAUCCCGGUGUCAAAUGAAGAAGUUUAUAGGAAAAUCGUUGGACAGUUCCCAUUCCAGGAUGCUGAACUUGAAAAGCAACCCUUCCCAAAGAAGUUCCCCUUCUCGGAGUUCGUGCCCAAGGUUUACAGCCAGAUCAAGGAGUUCAUCUACGCCUGCCUCAAGUUCUCCGAGGACCUGCACCUCAGCUCCACGGAAGUCGAUGACAUGAUCAGAAAAUCCACAAAUCUGCUGCUGACCCGGACCCUGAGCAACUGUUUACAGAACGUCAUCAAGAGGAAAAACGUUGGACUGACAGAGCUGGUGCAGAUCAUCAUCAACACCACCCACCUGGAGAAAUCCUGCAAGUUCCUGGAGGAGUUCAUCACCAACAUCACCAACGUGCUGCCCGAGACCGUGCACACCACCAAGCUCUACGGGACCACCACCUUCAAGGACGCCCGUCACGCCGCCGAGGAGGAGAUCUACACCAACCUCAACCAGAAGAUCGACCAGUUCCUGCAGCUGGCCGACUACGACUGGAUGGCCCUGGAGCCGGGCAGCCGGGCCAGCGACUACCUGGUGGAUCUGAUCGGCUUCCUGCGCAGCACCUUCGCCGUGUUCACCCACCUCCCGGGGCAGGUAGAUGUCCACUCUACCAUGUCGGGGAAGGUGGCCCAGACCGCCUGCAUGUCGGCCUGCAAGCACCUCUCGACGUCGCUGCUGCAGCUGCUGCUGGAGGCCGAGGUGAGGCAGCUGACGCUGGGGGCCCUGCACCAGUUCAACCUGGACGUGGAGGAGUGCGAACAGUUUGCCAGAUCCGGCCCAGUGCCUGGGUUCCAAGGGGACACGCUGCAGUUGGCCUUCAUCGACUUGAGACAACUCCUGGAUCUGUUCAUCCAGUGGGAUUGGUCGACGUAUUUGGCCGACUACGGACAGCCCACGUGCAAGUACCUUCGUGUGAACCCCACCACAGCCCUCAUCCUGCUGGAAAAGAUGCGAGACACCAGCAGGAAAAACAACGUUUUCGCCCAAUUCCGGAAAAACGAGCGGGACAAGCAGAAGUUGAUCGACACCGUGGCCAAGCAGCUGCGCGGCCUCAUCAACAGCCACCACUCCUGAGGGGCUCGGGAUCUCCUUCCCGCAGCCUGGACUUCGGGAAUCUCGUUGGGAGAGAAGAUUUGUAUUUUUUUAUUCGCCUGGAAAGUCUCCGCAGAGCCUCCCCCCGACGGCAAAACGCUCCCGGUGGAACAAUCCUGGGAAAAGACGUGGUGGCAGGAGUCUCCUGGAUAAACUCCUAUUUUCAGGGGUUUAGGAAGUGAUGGGAAUUCUUGGAGCCUGGGAGAAGUUCACACCUGGACUGGGUUUUGGUUUUUUUUUUUGUCAAAGCCAAAUUGAAGGGAUCAUCCUGCCUUCCUUUUGUUAAUUUAUUCCCUUGGAAAACUGAGAAAUGUGGGAAGAGCCGUGGGUUCUCUGGGCAGAGGGAAGAGGGUCACCCUGAGUGUGCCCUGUGGUUUGGAUUUAGGUAGGAAAAAGGGAUUUCCCAGGGUUUUUUUCUCCUCUUUUCCCCCUCCAUGGGCUGAUUCCACGUUAGUCUGCAAAUCCCUGGAAUCGCGACCCUUUCCCACGUGUCCGUAACCAUCCCUGAGCUCCACUCCGGGACCUGCCAGGGGCUGUGGGAUCACAGAGAAGGGUUUGGAGCAGCCUCCUUGAUCGGAUUUGGGAAGGGACAGCUGGAGGAUAAUCUGGGAAUGUGUCCUGUGGCAGCACUCCGGGGCUGGGAUGCUGCUGGACACAUCCAUGGAUGGGGAACGGGAAGGGAUGGAUGCUCCACAGGGAUGGUGGGAAGGCACACUGGGAACUCCCGGUGUCCAGGAGGGGUUUUUCCCUCUCUUUUCCCUGCUGGUGUCCCAUCCUCCCUCUCUUCCUGAUGGCUCCAUGGGGAAAACGUCCCUCAGCCACCCUGGUUGGAGCUGGAUCAGUGGGAAUCUCCUGGACACAUCCAUGGAUGGGGAGCAGGAAGGGAUGGAUGCUCCACAGGGAUAGAAGGAAGGCACACUGGGAUGUCCAAGGAGGGACAGAUUCCCAGAGAGGGAAGGAUUUUCCCUCUCUUUUCCAUGCUGGUGUCCCAUCCUCCCUCUCCUCCUGAUGGCUCCAUGGGGAAAACUGCCCCGGGAAGUUUUGCAGCUGGACCAGUGGGAAUCUCCUGGAGCAGUGGGAGAUUCCCCAUGGAGCAGCGCGGCUCCAAAGUGCCUGUGGAUAAAAUUCCCCCUGUCCUGAAGGUCCCCAGAAAUCCUCUGCUCAAACCAGGCGGCCACCAACAGGAUUUAAUCCCAGGAUUCCACUUCCAGAGGGGGAUUUUCGCCCUUCCCAUCUUGUCACCCUUUUGCCUCUAAUUCCUCACGUUAUCCAGCCACAUUCCCAAACCCUCAAAGGGAAUUCCGAUCUCCCUGGUGGUUGUUGCAGCCCUGAACUGCUGCUCCCGUGCCCAUUCCCAACCCUCUGGAUGCACCAAUCCAGAGGUUUUACCUUCCUGCCUUGCUCCUCAGCAAUAUUCCGGGGUUGGUUUUCAUUAGGAGAAGGUUCCUUUGGCUCAAUCCCAAAAUUAAACGGGAACACUGUCAGGAAUGACCUCCUGGAGCUCUUGGGCUGUCCCAGCCAUCUCCAGCUACGGGGACCAAGGGAUUGUUUUCAUUAAUAAGAGGGAAAAUUUGUAAUUCCUUGGAUUUGGAGAGGGAUGGGGGGUUCCUUGUGGACUCCUCCCAGAGGGAUAUGGAAGAGGAAUGACGGGAAAAGCAGCAGGUGAAGGAAAGUUGGAGUCAGCGUGGCCAGAAAGGGAUCAGCUUUGGAGCCAGAGGGACAAGGGAUGGGAAUUCUGUGAGGGGGAUGGAGAGGGAGCAGAAACCCUGGGACAAAGGGAAGGGAUUUUGUGCUGCCAUCCUGAAAUUCCAUUUUCCCUUCCUAUAUUGCACUCCACGAGGUAUUCCCACAAAAAAUCCCCAGCACAGCCGAGGCAAGGUCUCGUUUCAGAUGCUCCAGGCAGCUCCCACCCUUCCCAAAUCCCAUUUUGGGGAGCUGGGCUCCCCUUCCCAUCUCCCUGAGCUGUAAUUCCAGGAGCAGCCGCCUGGGAUGGGUUUCCUCGCUCCUUCAGGUUCUUUUUGGAAAAACCAGGAUUGGGAUCCCCCAAACCGGCUCCUGGCACUCGGGAUUUGCCGCUGGGAAAGUCAAAUCCGGCCAAGGGAGAGAUUCUGGGAGUUCCUGAUCUCGGGAGGUCAAGAGCCGGAACCGCAAGUCAGAGCCCGGGAUGAAAAAUGGGAUUUUGGGACUCUGGUCCCAAUUAACUUUUUGUUCCAAAAGAUGUUCCAUCACUUCCAAACAAAAUUAAUCUUUUAAACAGAUUGCCCAAAAAAAAAAAAAAAAGAGCCCUGGAAGACAUCCCAAAUCCCCUCUCAGUCCCUUCCUAAUGAUGGGUGUCCUCCGACACGGAUGGAAUUGCUUAGGAGGGAAAAGUCGCUGCAGGGAAUUUAAAAGGGGGGUGGGAAACGGGGGCAGGAGCCAAAUCCGAGAUUUCCAGCUUCCCAGAAAAAAAUAGUGCUGCUCCUACACCUCGCUCCACAUCCACUGAACAUUCCUUAGUGGAUUUUGUUUUUUAAGAAAAUUGGAUUAUCCCGUAAUUUUUCCCAGCUCCAGCAAAAAAUAUUUCAGCAGCAGUGGGGAAAAAAUUAUAUUAAAACUCAAAUUUGGCUUCCCAAGAAGCUUCUUUCCUUCUUAAGUUGUCAGGCAUUCCAGGAGUUGGGAGUAAUCCCAUUAAAGGUGUCCAAAGUGGGAAUUUGCAGCCCAACCCACCCAUGGGAUGUUCUCCUUGAGCCACCAGCACCUGGGAGGUGGGAAAGGAGGGGUUUUCCUGGGAUUUUUGGGUAUUCCUGGGGCUGGAGUUCGAGCCAGAUGCUCCCAGUGAUUUUUGCACUUUGUUCCAGAUCCAAUCCCAGCUCCCGCUCGGAUGGGGACGGGAGGAGUUGGGAUGAUGCUGUUUUGGGGUUGUUUUCUCCCGGAUUGGCUGCUUUGGGAAAGGUGGAAUUUCGGACAGGAGCUGUGGGCAGGGUCGUGGUGGCCCCAGAUUCCUUGGAAGUGAGGCUGGGAUGGAGCUGGGGUGGCUCCGGGGGCAUUGCUGCUGCCACAUCCCUUGUGCCGAAGUUUUGGGAUCAAAUUCCAACCCGAAUCCAAAUCCCAGGCAGAGAUUCCUCACCCUUGGGUGGCUGCUGCCUCCGCUGGGCUUUUCCCGUUAGUUCUGGGUUGGGUUUGGUGCUUUUUGGGGCCCUGGAGGAGUUUGGAGCAUCCAAACACUCUCCCAUGCUCCGGCUGGAUUCGUGUCCCACCCCUGGGUGCCGUAGGAUUUUUGGGAUCUCUAUCCCAUUUUUCCUACAGCUCCACGGGGCUGGAGACCCCUCGCAUCCCCCCGGGAUGAUUCCAUGUUUAUCCCACUGCUGGCAGUGUUCCAAGAGAACACAAAUCCCAUAAAUCCCAUCCCAGUGACUCUGGGAUGAUCCCAGCUCUGCUGUCCACUGGGAACGCCGUGGAUCGGCAGGAAGCAACCCAAAACCACCAGGAUUGGCUGGGAUUCACCCCAAAAAUUCCAGGAUGGAGUGGGGGAGCUCAGGGGGGGCUUGCUUCACCCCAAAGCUGCUGCUCCAGCCCCUCUCUUGCCCCCAGGGCUGGAUUUGGGAAGCUUUUCCCAGAGCUGGGAUCCAUCCCCAU
This is a messenger RNA of Pyrgilauda ruficollis (rufous-necked snowfinch), 6249 nucleotides long. It is a transcript of the gene EXOC6B, whose product is annotated as exocyst complex component 6B. The record is from RefSeq and is a predicted model, not a curated record. Gene Ontology annotation, cellular component: exocyst; membrane. Gene Ontology annotation, biological process: Golgi to plasma membrane transport; intracellular protein transport; exocytosis. The coding region runs from base 79 to 2616 and encodes 845 amino acids. Lineage: Eukaryota; Metazoa; Chordata; Aves; Passeriformes; Passeridae. The transcript has 24 exons.